AUGUCACUCACACUCAACGCCCGCCAGCAGGCUCUCCUCAUCGCCGUGGUCCGAAACACGACGGCUGACAUCGACUGGGACAAGGUCGCCGCCGAAACCGACUACGGAACGGCGAAGAGUGCGCGAGACAACUGGUCGCACACCCGCAAGAAAAUCGAAAACACCUUCAGCGGCGCCAGCGCUGCCGGUGGCACUCCUGUGAAGAAGGGCAUCGCGCGUAAGCGCAAGGCUGGCGAUGAGGAGACUCCCGCGAAGAAGAAGUGUAAGAAGAAGGUUGGGAAGGAGAUGAGCCCCGCUGAUGAGGACGAUGUGGAGGAGAAGAAGGUCGUUAAGGAUGAGGCUUGA
This is a messenger RNA of Zasmidium cellare ATCC 36951, 345 nucleotides long. RefSeq lists its product as uncharacterized. Bases 1 to 345 code for a protein of 114 amino acids. The record is from RefSeq and is a predicted model, not a curated record. The transcript is spliced from 3 exons. Lineage: Eukaryota; Fungi; Ascomycota; Dothideomycetes; Mycosphaerellales; Mycosphaerellaceae.